This is a messenger RNA of Theileria parva strain Muguga, 3747 nucleotides long. RefSeq lists its product as uncharacterized. The coding region runs from base 1 to 3747 and encodes 1248 amino acids. The record is from RefSeq and is a predicted model, not a curated record. Lineage: Eukaryota; Apicomplexa; Aconoidasida; Piroplasmida; Theileriidae. The transcript has a single exon.
AUGACUACUGAUGAUCAUCCUUAUAAAGGUUACAAUAGAGACCCUGAAAAACCGCUUAAUAUAGUAGCAUAUUUUCUUGUCGGUUUGUCUAUGAUGGUUAAUAUUCAAAUAGUAUACAGUACUGCUCCGUAUGCUCUCAUCAGAUUUAAGUUACCUUAUAACGUGCUCAGUAUGUUUGUAAGAAGAAUGGCAAGUUCAUUGGAAUUCUGGUGUCUUCCAAGCAUGCUACUAGCUAACAUAUUGUACCAAAUCUAUAUUAACACUCACAAUAAUACAAAAUUCUUCGCAACACUAAUUCAAAAGUAUGCUUCUGAUAUUUUAGUUUUUGUCAACAACCUACAUGGUGUAACCAGACUACUAGCCAAUAAAGCCCGGGAUGACAUUGCUGUCAAGUCACAUACACUAAAGAAACAGUCUGCAGGACUACUAGUAGGUGUCAAUGAAAUACAAACACAAGCGGGUAAACUAUAUGAUAAAGUUAAUGGAAAUGACCUUGUUUUGGCCAAACUGCUUCAAAAGAAAGCAGAAGGUAUGAUAUCUGGCACCAAGGCACUAAACGAACAAGUAAAACAAUUAUUAUCUCAAGAUGGUCAAAAUCUUAUUAAGGCCAAUGUAUUUCAAAAUGAAGCUAAAGUUAUGUUAACCUGUGCAGAAGAACUAGAUGAAAAUUCGAACCAACUAUUUACUAAAGUUAAUGACACCGUUUUUCUUACUGGCAAACUUAUUCAAAAGGAAGCUGAAGUAAUGUUAUCUGAAGCCAAACAAGCACACAAUGGAGCGAGUUCUCUAGCCUAUAAAGUCAAUGAAAGUACUGUUGUUAAUGCCAAAAUCCUUAAAACUGCCCUUGGCAAUGGUGAAGAUGAUGGUAAGCUUAUAGAUCUAGGCUGGAAAUUCUAUAGUGAAGCCUGGGAUCUAUACGUUCUCGUCCACUUACGGCAUGGCAUAACUCCUCACUAUGCCACAACUCCUGAGUAUGCCAUAACUCUUCAGUGUACCAGAACUCUUAAGGAAGUUAUCGGUUAUGAAAUUCAACAUGGUCUUGGAAAAGCGCUCAGACUACUUGCCACUGCUACCGAUUGUCAUGAGGAUCUAACUCAGAAGUAUCUGGAAGUUAUCACACAACACGGAAUAGUCCAGCAAGCUCUUCAAGCAGUAAAACAUCAACAAAGCUUAUACAGAGUCCUUAGUUACCAAGUACAAUAUAAAUCAGUUGAAAAGGCAUGGAAAUGUUUUAAUGUUAAGUAUUCUGAGACUCUAAACCUUGCAGAAACCACCGUCAAAACCCUUGCCACAGCUAUAGGCGAAGAUGAAAAACAUGGCCUCCAACUCUCAAUCAAUAAUCUCCGAGAAGCAGAAAAUAGUAUAACUGAUAUGACCAGGGCAUUUGGCCUGGAUUUCUGGAAAGUCCAAAACGCCAACCAGGCAGUUAACGCACUUAAAUAUGCAUAUGAGUCUGAUGGUAAUACUCGUAUUCUUUUGUCCCAACUUGAAGAUAACAUUGGUAAUCUUCAGAAAACGUGCAGUGAUACCAAAAAACAAGCGGAACAAAUCAAUGCACUUACAAAAGAACUUGAUGAAGCUAUAAGUCAAAAAGGGACGGGACUUAAAGAUUGCCUGUCUAAACUCAAUAGUGGUUAUGACUCUUCCCAAAUGUAUCUGAAACUGAUCAGUCAACAUGGAAAAGCCGAGAAAGCCUUUCAAGAAGUAAGGAAUCAGAAAUCUAUAUACCAAGCAGUUGGUGCAAACUCUGAACUUGAAAACACUCAGAAGGUCUGGACUACAUAUAACAAAAGAUAUCAAGAAGUUCAAAUACAAGCGGAAGCCACAGCUAAUAAACUUAAAUGUGUUUUAACUAAUACCGGAGAACAAGCUAUUAAACUAGAAGAGAAACUCAAUAAUCUCAGAUCUGAUGUAGAGAGUGAAAGACUAAAACGUUUAACACAAGAAGUAGGCCACCAAAUCACUCAACUCUCUGCACAUAAAGAUGAUUAUGAGUCGGAUCGUAACACUCGUGAUCUCUUAUCGCAAGUUACUGAGAACAUUGGUAAACUUAAUGAAAAGUAUUCUAAAGCUCAAAAAGAAGCUAAACAAAUCACAGAGCUUACAAAUACUCUUCGAGAAGCUGUAGGUGAAGGUGAAAAUGGUCUCGAAAAGAAAAUGCAUGAUCUCAGUAAUUCUAAGGAUCCUUGUGAAAUAACUGAAGCUGGCCAAGUAUUAAUCAAGCAACACCAAUCAAUCGAUCUAGCCAUCGGCAAAGUCCAAGAACAGCAAAAACUAUUCCACGAUGUUGAUGCAAAAGAUGUUCUUGAAACCCUUAACAACCUCUGGAAAACAUUUGACGAAAAGUUUAAGGAUGCAGAAAAACUUGGUCAAAAAACUGCUGACAAUCUUGCUAUUGCUAUAGGUGAUGGUGGCAAUAAUAAUAACCUUCAAGUGAUACUAAAAACACUGGUUCAACCGAAUUCUAAUGAUAAAGUAGUUGAAUCGGCCAAUGCUUUCAUCAACAAAUACAAUUCAGUCCAUGACUUAAUCGAUCAACUAAAAAAAUUAUCGUAUGCAUAUAAGGCUGGUAAUACUACUAAAGGCACAUACUCCCAAGUUAUCAAGUUUGUUGAUCAAGUUGAAGAUAAAUAUUCUGAUGCUGUAUCAGUUUAUAAAAGAUUACUUAUUACUUGGCCGUCAAUAAUUGGUCAGUGGUUAAACUUUAUAAUUUUUGUGAUAUUGUUGAUAGUUUACGUUACUGGUGGUGAGAAGGGUAAUGUCACUCGUUACUACGUUGUCAUUUCAAUUUCUGGUUUCAUUUGUGGUAUUAAUUUGGUUUUGGUGUAUGCAGUUGAUUAUAGAUACUUGGUCUGGUAUAUUCUGGGUGAGAAUUCAUUUCCAAUUGUAACAUUGUUAAUAAACUAUGUUACUACAGCUAUGUUUGGCCAUCAUAAAGACCAUGAUUCACAUUACAGCUUCUUUUUUAUGGAAAUCUCAAUUGCUAUCAUUAUUUCACUAUUAGCAGCAACAGUUUGGACAUUGGCAUUUCUAGACUAUAAGACUCCAAUUCAUAGUGAUACCACUCCUACAUUACAUUUGAUAUCUCCUGUUCUUAUGGUUAUUGUUGGCAUGGGACUUGUUUAUGCUAUUUAUCCAAAUAUUGUACCUGGACUUAUUGGGUCUGAAUAUCUGAUUGAUAGAAUUGCAAUGAUAAUAAUGUUAUUUGCACCUGUUCCAAUCGCUAUAAUAGCGACUCUAAAGCAUUUGAAAAUCGGUGACUAUUGGCACCCAAUGUCCAAGUGGACUGGAAAUGGCUGGUUUUGGCAUAUAUUUGACAUUUUCAUACCUUUAAAGAUAUUUCUAGCAGUUAUUUUCAUCUAUUCACUUCACCACAGAGAUUCUCGAAUUGCCAGAUCAAUCAUUAAUAAACCUAAAAUGACCACAACACUGACCACCAUUUUCUAUAUGUGUCAUUCUAUAUUAUUGGCUGUUGGAUUUACAGGCAUUAUUGGUAAUGGAGGAGCUAAUUAUUUCCUAUUACCAACUCAAUUUUCCGGAGCAUUGUUAAGUGUAUUUUUAGAAUUCUACAGUAUAGGAUACGUUGAUGUAUACAAGCGACAUGAUCCACUCAGGUGGCCAACUGAUGGUAUGUCAUCUCUGAAGGCGUUUGGAUAUUGGACUAAAAUGGCUUGUAACAGUAGUAAAAACCAUUUAAGAGAUUUAUUUACUAAGGAUUUAAGAAGGGAUUUACUUUUAAACAUAUGA